This is a messenger RNA of Didymosphaeria variabile, 951 nucleotides long. RefSeq lists its product as uncharacterized. The record is from RefSeq and is a predicted model, not a curated record. Lineage: Eukaryota; Fungi; Ascomycota; Dothideomycetes; Pleosporales; Didymosphaeriaceae. The transcript is spliced from 2 exons. The coding region runs from base 1 to 951 and encodes 316 amino acids.
AUGUGGACAACUGUCCUCGAAACAACAGCAAUCUACACGGCCGCUAAUGUCCUCACGCACCAUGCUAGCAAGAACCUAUUGUGGGACGUGUUUGAAAACCCCGGGAUGAUGAAUUUCACCGCAGCCUUUGUGAAUUCUACGAUCCCGGUGAAUGCCCUUAACUAUACCGGAGAGGGUGCAUUCGGCAAUGAAGUCACCGACCGACUGAGGUUCGAGAAAGACCGUACGAAAAAAAGCAACGGAACAAGCGGACUGCCCUUCAGAGUUACUAUCACCAACGGUACAGCCCUAAAUGAGACCAUCUCGGCGGCGAAGGAACAGAAAGAGCCGUUUUAUACGAAGGAAUUGCCACUCGGUGUUUUUGCACAUUUUGUCAUGUGCACGCUGCAGUACGUAUGGCUCAUAUGGCUGGAGCGUGUUCUGCCUGCGCGGUCGCGACGACGCGACGUCAUCGUCAAAGAAAAAGGCGAGAUGAGUGAAGACCGCGAAGAGGAGGUGGUGAAGAAGUGGAUAGCGCAGGGACGUGUACGCCGCGCUUCGCUCAACUGGUGUAAUACUUUGUUGAAGUGGGUGCUGAGCCUGACGGUUGGGCGCGUGUGGUGGUUCGCGGUGUUGCAUAUCGUCCGCCGCUCUCUGAGACUGGAGUCGCCAAGGAAAAUUCGGGAGGACAUGCUGGGGGUCGUCGCAAUGAGCUUCGCGGGAUCCUUCAUCUCCAUCACUCCGUUGGCCGAGCUCAUCGCCUUCGUCGCCAUACCCGCGUAUAAGCAAACCGUGUUCGUGGCUGGUGCGGAUUUGGCAUUUCACAUCUUCUUUGUGACGGUGGUAAGAAAGUUGGCUAGUUGGGCGGUGCAGACCGAGUUCGCGCAGGGGCUCAUGCAGAAUGUGACAAAGAGUGUGGUCGACGGUAGGAACGAGGCAGAGAGAUACGCAAAGUUCAAGAACGAGCUGUGA